Messenger RNA from Mandrillus leucophaeus (drill), 1157 nucleotides. It is a transcript of the gene CA6, whose product is annotated as carbonic anhydrase VI. The record is from RefSeq and is a predicted model, not a curated record. The transcript is spliced from 8 exons. Bases 6 to 1157 code for a protein of 383 amino acids. Gene Ontology annotation, molecular function: zinc ion binding; carbonate dehydratase activity. Lineage: Eukaryota; Metazoa; Chordata; Mammalia; Primates; Cercopithecidae.
UCCAGAUGUGCAGCACCAUGAGGGCCCUGGUGCCUCUGUUGUCCCUGUUCCUGCUGGGUGGCCAGGCCCAGCAUGGGUCUGACUGGACCUACUCAGAAGGAGCACUGGACGAAGCGCACUGGCCACAGCACUACCCCGCCUGUGGGGGCCAGAGACAGUCGCCCAUCAACCUGCAGAGGACGAAGGUGCGGUACAACCCCGCCUUGAAGGGGCUCAAGCUGACGGGCUAUGAGACCCAGGAGGGCGAGUUCCCCAUGGUCAACAACGGCCACACAGUGCAGAUCAGCCUGCCCUCCACCAUGCGCAUGACAGCAGCCGACGGCACUGUGUACAUAGCCCAGCAGAUGCACUUUCACUGGGGAGGAGCGUCCUCGAAGAUCAGGGGCUCUGAGCACACCGUGGAUGGGAUCAGACAUGUGAUCGAGAUUCACGUUGUUCACUACAACUCUAAAUACAAGAGCUAUGAGAUAGCCCAAGAUGCACCGGAUGGUUUGGCUGUACUGGCAGCCUUCGUUGAGGUGAAGGAUUACCCUGAAAACACUUACUACAGCAGCUUCAUUUCUCAUCUGGCCAACAUCAAGUACCCAGGACAAACAACAACCCUGACUGGCCUUGACAUUCGGGACAUGCUGCCCAAGAACCUCCAGCACUACUACAGCUACCACGGCUCCCUCACCACGCCUCCCUGUACCGAGAACGUCCACUGGUUUGUGCUGGCGGAUUUUGUCAAGCUCUCUAGGACACAGGUAACGCUGUGCAGAGGGGACCACGAUUGGCACCUGGCCACCCUAAAACUUACACAAGUGCACGCUGGGGAGCAGGCGCUCAGCCCUUCCCAGGAGCGCCGCUGUCCGGAGAGAAGAAUGCAGGGCUGGAGAGAAGCAGAAGAGGGCCUCUGGGCUUCAGAGGGGAUCGGCGUCGCGGGGCUGGUGGACGAUGACCUGCUGACGACCACUGGACCGGGCUAUCUCUGUGAGGGACAGCAGCUGCUCUCCAUCCUCCCCAGUUCUCAGUCCGUGUGCUUUGAGUGGGAUGUGUCAGAGUGCUACAACCUGUUAGCUACAAGGAUUGUUCUCAGGGAUAGAUGUGAUCAAGGAGCCCUAUCAGGUCCCAUCCCAGAAUGUGGGAGGACUCAACCACAACAUGCACAAAACUAA